AUGGCCGGUCCGUCGCUGUCCCACAUCCUCGAGUCUCCCCAGCCGACGUCAGGACACGAUCGAUUCUCGACGACACUGCCCUCCAUUGCGACGAGGAACGACAGUCCCCCAAACCACCACCUCCCCCACCACCAGCAACUCCACCACCACCAUCACCACCACAGCCAUGGCUACCCCAAUAGCACGCCAAUUUCGACAGCACCGUCGCAUUCCAAACUUGGACCUGCCGUGUCAUCAACAUCACCACUCUCGCAGCAUUCGACAAUAACAACGUCGACAGUGCCAGUGCGACCAGCGCCGGGAUUGGCCCUCCCAAUUGAGUCGACUUCAGCAUUAACACCACACACGUCUUCGCCAGCUCUACUUCCGGCGCCUCUCACAGCCUCCCCGACAACCACUUCGGCGUACAGCCACCAGACGCUGUCUAAUAACUUUGACCACACCCCGUCUCACUCCCAGAGUCACGGCCGCGAUAAUGUGUCUGUCCAGCCAGGUGCAACGCUCCAGGCUUCGCAGAGGUCUCCACCAACAGCCGGCGCUGGCGCAUCGAAGGCAGCGCAGGUAGCGACGCCCACUUCGCAGUCCAACCAUCGUGGGAAUAAUCUGUAUGCCUGCCGAGAUUGCGGCCGGUCCUACUCCAGGCCCGAGCAUCUGGUCCGCCAUGUGCAGACGCACACGCUGGGUCGGCGGUUUGUCUGCGACAUUUGCCAAAAGUCGUUUGCGCGCAAGGACCUGCUGCGGCGACAUGUUGCGAACCACGACAACGACUCGCCCAAAAAGCGCCGGCGCACGACGACAUCGCCAGGUGCCGGGCGAGUGUCGCAUGCGUGUCGGUCCUGCGCGGUUGCGAGAGUCAAGUGUGACGACACCAAGCCGUGCAAGCGCUGUGUUAGUAGAAACCUCAAUUGCGUCUCCACCGAGACUCCUUCGACGGCCGCCAUGCACCUCAUGCACUUAUCAGCCAAUGCGCACUCUGGUGCCCCCAACCCAAGUAACAGUGGAAAUCUGAAUAAUGAUGGUGAUAAGUCGGUCGCGGCCACCCACUCUUCUCAUUCGGCGACGUCGACCAGGGAUUCUAAUUCCCCGGCGCCCUUUACUACCAGUUCCCACCAACCCCGCUCGGUCACUCUGCCUGCGCCUCACUCGAUUGUGCUUGAUGCAGCCCACGACCGCAGCAAUGUGAAUCUACCUCAUUCACUGGCAAAACUGCCCUUCCAAGAGCCAAGGAGCUCCGAGUUCUUGCUGCCGCCAAUUGAGCUUGAGCCCUCCGCCAGUGCAAUGGACCCCAAUCGCCUCCCUUAUGCGGAUUUCUUGCGCGAUAUUCUUCUCGAUGGCUCAGCAGACUCCGGCCGUGGAUCCCACAUCCAGGGUCUAACCGUGCUUGAUUUUUGUGAUCACGAGAAUCUAGAGCUCACCGUCGAGGAUUUGGCAAACUUGGAAGAUGCCCUACAUAGUCGCCAAGCCCUUGCGAGAGCAUGGGGGAAUCCACCAAGAACCUGGGAAGCGGGCAGCCAGGAUAGUCCAUAUGGUCGCGAAGAGUCGUUUGAGCGAACUGUUCCAGAAACUCUCGUACAGUCUGGUCGGGACCGGGUCCUUGCGAUCCUACUCAAUGCAAGCCGCCAAAACCCAAGCCUGAACCGGAUUGUGGGAUCCUUUCCUUCUCUUGAGGUCAUGGACUUCCUGGUUCAACAGUUCUUGGCCUCGAUGGCACGCCAGCCAUACGAUUGGAUUCAUUUCCCUACUCUGAGGCCUGCAUCUCAAUUGCCGGAGUGGAUAGCUAUUGCAGCGGCGGCAGGGGCCGUGUCCUCACCCAUACUAUGCCUCCGCAAAUUCGGCUUUGUUCUCCAAGAAGCAGUUUUCAGGAACCUCAAUUACAACUCAGGUGAGCUUAUUCCCAACUGCGGAAUCGAAAUAGCCAGCAUCCCGCAGCGUUCAUCCUCGUGA
Clonostachys byssicola is the source of this 1944-nucleotide messenger RNA. NCBI's taxonomy places the organism in Eukaryota, Fungi, Ascomycota, Sordariomycetes, Hypocreales, Bionectriaceae. The record is from the annotation of a GenBank genome assembly.